CACUAUGAAAGUUUUUUUCGAUUGGGUAAGGUUAGAAAAUCCUCUGCAAUCAAGGGGAAGUGGAAACCAGCCUUUGGUGCUUAGAAUUGAAUCCUUGUCACAAAAGUAAAAGGAAAACUUUCAACUACUAGGCCAACCCAUAAAUCUCAUACUCCACUAUGAAAUCUUGGGUUUGUCACUUCUUUUCUUCCAAACCACCUCAAAUUAACGUCUCAUCAAGAGAAAAAAAAUAAAGAAGCUCCUAUUGAUCAUCUAUGAACUUAGUAUUUCAUGUUUGCAUAAGAUUUGGCCAUUUGGGCUACAUAUUAGUAGGUUUGGGUACCAACAAAUCCGCGAGGAGCUGAAAGACUCCCCCCAGGUAGACCGAUAUUUGUAAACGUAGACUCUAUGGUAAUGCCCAAAGAGGAUCUUAGUAGAAAACCCAAUUACCUAGUUGCCUUCACAGUAGGCUAUGAGCAAAGGGAUAAUAUCGAUGUGUGCAUCAAGAAAUCAGACAACUUUAUGAUAGUCCUGUUUCACUAUGAUGGUCGGGUUAUAGAAUGGAACGAAUUCGCAUGGGCAAAGCAAGCCAUCCAUAUCAGUGCAUCAAAACAGACUAAAUGGUGGUACGCUAAACGGUUCUUGCACCCUAGCGUGGUGGCGGCCUACGAUUACAUAUUUAUUUGGGAUGAAGAUCUCGAAGUUGAAAACUUUGAUGCUGAAGAGUAAGCUUAUAGACAUAGACACACCCUUAAGACUCAUCAUGCCAUAUUUAUAAUUGUGCUAUUCGGAGUAACUGUUUAGUCGACUGCAAAUACCUGAAAUUAAUAAGGAAGCACGGACUGGAGAUUUCGCAGCCUGGCUUAGAACCGAAUAGAGGUCUAACAUGGAAAAUGACCAAGAGAAGAGAUCAGGGUGAAGUUCGCAAGUAUGAGGCACUAAAUCUGUUCGUUUUAGCUUUCAGAUCUAUUUGACAAAUGGUUGUUGGUUUGAGCUGUUUGCUGAAACUGUUGGCUGGUUUGACUAGUUGGAAGUAUUGGCUUGUAUGCUAACUGUUAAGUUAGUUGUUUAAUCCAACUAUUAUGGAGAUGUUUGGUAAACAUUAGUAAUUGGUUGUUGGCUGUUUAUUAGAAAGAGGGUCAAAAGCCAAAAGCCAAUUAAAAAGCUAUUGACAACGGCAAUGUUUGGUUUAUGGUUUUUUACUUAUCUUUUUGGUUGGCUUUUUGGCUUUUGGUUUAUUUGUUGGUCAAACAACUAAAAAGAGUGUUUGGUAAAUGGCUUUCAAGCCAAAAUAAAAAAAAAGUUACUCUAAUUAGCUUUUUUGUUGGCUUUUGGCUUGUUGACUUACUUUUUCUUUAAUAAACAACCAACUGUCAGUACCCAAAUUUACAAAACAUCUCCAUCAACAGCUAACUUUUUCAGCUAGUUUAAAAGCCACACAUUUCCAGCUAGUCUAACAAGCCAACUAAAAAGCCAACAGCCAAUUGCCAAACACCCCCAUAGCUUUUUAAUUUUGCCUUAAAAGGCAGUUUUUCAACUGGCUUAAUAGCCAUUCACCAAAUACGUUUUUAGUUGUUUGAAAAAUCAUUUACCGAGCACACCCUUCACCAAUCAUCAAACUUAGCUCCUCGCUAUUGAUAUCUUUGCAUAGUGACCGAAGAAAAGCCUGGUGGUGCCCUGAUACGUUCCUACCCCCAUGUGCCGCGUAUGUAUAAUAAUUCUAUGAUAUUGCUACAUGCUUAUUGGCUAGUUGUUAAUUUAGUUGUUUGAACUUACAAGUUCAUCGAAAUCAUGGCGUCAGUAUUCUCGCGAAACGCAUGGCGUUGUCAUUGUUUAUGGCACAUGAUUCAGGUAGUCCAUUCUUUGUUCUAAUGUUCUUGUUUAAACAAUAAUGGUGUGUUGCUUUAUGACAUUUUAGAAUGAGUUGGUGAUGGAUGGGGGCUUGAUUUUGCUCUAAGGAUGUGUGUGGAGGUUGUUUCA
This is a messenger RNA of Amaranthus tricolor (Joseph's coat), 1959 nucleotides long. RefSeq lists its product as uncharacterized. Lineage: Eukaryota; Viridiplantae; Streptophyta; Magnoliopsida; Caryophyllales; Amaranthaceae. Bases 388 to 708 code for a protein of 106 amino acids. The record is from RefSeq and is a predicted model, not a curated record. The transcript is spliced from 5 exons.